This is a messenger RNA of Schistosoma haematobium, 5523 nucleotides long. RefSeq lists its product as uncharacterized. NCBI's taxonomy places the organism in Eukaryota, Metazoa, Platyhelminthes, Trematoda, Strigeidida, Schistosomatidae. The transcript is spliced from 4 exons. Bases 4698 to 5150 code for a protein of 150 amino acids. The record is from RefSeq and is a predicted model, not a curated record. Gene Ontology annotation, biological process: protein import into nucleus. Gene Ontology annotation, cellular component: nucleus.
AAAAUAAGGGUUAGUGGGAGAGAGCACUAUCUAGCUCCACAAAGCACUCGACUACGCAUCGAAUCGUGUAAAUUACCUUAAUACACAAUCUGCCCAAAGGGCAAGUAUAUUUUUCGUAGUUUAGCUUGAGCAUCAUCUUAAGUUCACUUUUAGGUUACACAAUAGAUACUUUUGUUAAUUUUAAGGACCAAAUAUUUCCAAUACGUUUUACUUUAUUAAUAAUAACACACAAGAUAUCUAUCAUCGCACUUUAAAUUUUGCACAAAAUACAUGAGGCGUUAUCUUAGUUCUGACUGGUUAGCCCAAGAUCAUCAGUAUACUAUACUUUCACCAAUUCUGCUCAUUGAUGUGCAAUGUUAACCAAAUUAAAAAUUCAAAAGUCAGAAAAUACUAAUCUCAAGACCAAAUAAUUAGCUACUAGUAAACUUGAAGGGAUCCUGGUAAUUGUGAAAUUUUAUUACUUGCACUACAAACCGGCUUCAGUUAAGACAACCAGUAGGAUCUCUGAAUCACUGGAUAAUUUUUCCGUUCCAGUAAACCACUCGAGCAGUGGACAUCUACAAUCCCGCAGUGAAUCGAAUCUAGAACCUCCAGGUCUCACAGCGAUCUCUUAACCUUUAGAUAACCGUGAGUCGAUUAAUGUUAGUAACUGUCUUGUUCUUAAACUCAGUACCGUUUACCUAUAAACACUUUUUAAGUGACGUUCAAACCUAACAUGUUAUCUCUAAACCGAUUAAUAAAAAUUCCGCCACCUGGUGUCGACACCAAAACGUUCUGUUUGUAGUAACAUAAUUCCUGAAACUUUGUAAUAUGUUAAGAUUAUUGACUUUUGGAAACUGACUAACCAUAACAUGUUAGCCUGCAUUUCUUGAGUUCGUUCUUGUCAAGGUUCCAAAACUUGCAGUGUCCACUUAGUUGAAUGAUCAAUAACCUUGUGACGUGAAGAUAAUCAGAUCUUAAAAUGAAAUCAACCUGCUUUGUUAUUAAUUUCAUUGGCUAAACUGACAAUAAUAAAAUAUACUUUUUCAAUUGCCAUGUAUGUCCGAAACUUGUACUCCCUAUAUGUAUGGUUAUAAUCUAUCUAUCUGUAGUUGUUAUGACUUGUAAUGCUAAUCGCUAUCACGUGUUAAAUUCAUCAAUUAGAAUUCCGACUAUAAUUUCCCCUAUCUUGCUUCUACUAUUUCAUUCAUAACCUGGUAUCCUAGACUGUACCAAUAACACUUCUGAUCUAAACCAUUAACCGUGAGCCAACAAGCUAAGCUCCUAUGAGCCUAACAUGCUAAAGCUCUUCUCUAUGCCGCGCUUUGAGUUCAAAAAGUCAACAACCAGUUUAUUCAAUUAUGACCCAAGACUCGUACAAUAAUAUACUCGAAAUGACUGAUCACGUAGAACACCAAAUGCGAGACCAUACUUUAAACACAAUCAUACCACAAGUGGUGUUAAACACAGCAAAUAGCAGGUGGAAUCCAUAUUUAUAUUUAUUGCGAGAAGUUAAAAAGUAUUUACAUAAUGCCCAUACAAAGCUCCAAUUGUCCAUUUUCAUCUUUCGAUGUAUACUUCCAUCUGAACUGUCUUCGCGUCUUGUCUCCAAGUGUUCUGCCAACGCCGUGCUUUCGAUGCACUGAAACUCUUCACUCCGUUUGACAAUCGUAGCAACUUUGACGUCACUUCUCGCAACACACUACUUACAAGCAAUCUUGUGAGUAGCGUCCACUACAGUGGUAGACGGAGGAGUAAACAGUGCAUACUUAGUUAACAGUAACUAAGAGAUAAUAAAAUGUAUAGCGACAGUUAAUAGGUCUGCUCAAAGCUUACGAUAAGGGAAUAUAGAAAUGCAAAAAUACAGUUGUCUAGUGCUUCUGCACUAAAAAUAUGGGUAAUAAUAGUCCGAUAAGUAGUACCGAAAGUCCCAAUAUUCGUCCCAUUAUAACAGUUAAUAUCAUAUAAAUGUUGUCAGCUUUAAAACCGUCUCACAUCAGUAUCCACCAACCUUCUCCUCUCUGGUCCUGUCAUUCCCGAAUACUCGAAUUAACAUAUCGAAAGAUUUUAUUUUGAUUUGUAUUCAGUCAAAUGGUGACAUAUUACUCAUGUAAAAUUAAAUAAACGUAGGACAGCAGCUAAGACGUUCGACCUUCAGUCACUAAGUCUCCUGUUCGAACUACGUUCCACUUCGGUUUACGCAGCUGGCUAGUCUCACUAGCCUUCAUGUUUAAAGUUUGACUCGAAACCAAAUGUUAGAAUCUGCACCCGGCAGUGAGUUAAUGCUAAAAUAAAUUCUGUUCAUCCGUUAUUCAUCGUUGAUAUACUUUUGUAUUGUUGUUAAAGAAUUUUUCUUACAAUUUAAAUUUUCUAACCAUAUUACUUAAAUAAUAGACAAAACAAUUUUGGUACAUGAUUCCCACCGGUCUAAAAUGAAUAGACACAAAGAACUGUAUGCAAAACAAUUUCAGCAUAAAGAAAACAAAUGGAGAGAUCUACUACACAAACGUUUUAUGGAAUCAAUGAAAUUGAAACGUACACAUUUUAUCGAUCACCUUAGAAACAUAUACAAUUCAGAACCAGAUAGUUUAACCGAUCAACUACUUCAAGAGAAAAGAGAACUUUUAAAAAGUUUGGUCUCAGGUAGUGAAGUAUGUAGUGUAUUUAUCUAUUUGUAUUUAUAUUCCAUUAUAUAGUUAUCACGAUCUAUCAGUUAGCAAAGACGUGAAAAAAAUCUUACAGCAUUGUUAAUUUUAAAUUUCUCUUUUUUGUUAUCUACCAUCGAAUAUUAUGCAACUUAUAUACCAAAUAUAGAUGUAGAAUUUCUAUAGUUUACAUCAUCCAUAAGCCGUAACUAGAUAACCAUUAAGAAGUAUUUGACAGCUCACUAAGCAUUAUACCCAGGAAAUUGUAGAUCUCCUAAUGAACAUUUAAAAUUUAAACGACUGAAUAGGUACUCAUUGGUUUGCAUCCAUAACUUCAACCAAUUCCCGGUAUUACACACUCAUCUUUCUAUGUCAUUAUUGAAUAACUGCUUCACUACUCAUAUAACUGAACUCCGCCUAUCACGGAUUUUCUGACCAGAACUCCGAGGUUCGCUUCAAUCUGUGACAUAAACUUUGAGAACCGUUCAAUUUGUACGUGACAUCAUGUACGGCUUGUCAAUUGUUUGCAAUCACUAAUACACUGGUCUAAAGCUUAACUUUAUUAGUUGUUAGAGAAGCAUCUCGUUCAUAUCAUCAACAGUUGAUAAACAGUACAUAGUCAUGAUAUCUUGUUUGCAUCUUAUUUCUAUGAAGGUGACAGUUUUAUUGCACUAUCACUGAAUAUAUAUAUAUAUAUAUAUAUUCUCAAGUAAUGUCCAUCGACCGGGAAUAAUCUUAAUAUUAAGUUAGUCGUAGUAAAAAUAUUUUUGCUAACUAAUGGAAAAAAUAAUUAUUACUAUCGGUAUCAGAUUCUAUAUUUAACAGUCAUUUCUUUCUCUCUUUCCAUCUACCGUUGAAAAUCUCCCUUGCCUCCCCCCCCACUUACCAGGCGGAACAAUUAGAUCUGGAUAGUUUAAUCUUACUACAAGACAGAGUUCUAGAUGAAUUAUCUGUUGGUUAGUGGAACUGUUGCUUUUCAUUUAAUACUUCUUGUAUUUUUACCAUUUUUUUCCGUAUUUCCAAACUGCAUUUGAUUUGUAUUAUGUUUUCAUGAAUAUUAAUCCGAUUAUGAGAUAGAUGGUAGAGAUUGGUAGCUCUGAUGUGUUGUUUUAAUGCAGUUUCGUUCUCUGAACUUGGUAAUUUAAUUGUGAAGUUUUUAAUGUCCUUCUGAACAACAUCGUCAGCACAAAAUUCAGAAAGUUGUGUAAAAAGUGUGGUUGUUCUUUAAUGGAACCCUAAAUGACUAAAGUUUUUACUGAUGGUGUUGUAAAAUGAACAAUGAAAGUUCCACGAUUACACUAUGCAACUUAGAUAAUGAAACUUCAUCAAAAUCUGAUUAUUACAGGAUUGUCUUCUUGACUAUCUGAGCUACUUACAUAAUAUAAGCUUUAAUAUUUCAGGGAUUUACCUUAAUCCUAACAGUUUGAUUAUUUUACUCAAUCAUCUUAUUUGCAAGGGUUUGUACCUUCCCACUGUCAAUGUUAACGACUGUUAUUUAUUAAUCUAUUUUAGCAUACGUACGUCCCUAGUGAAUUGCCCCUAUAUCGCCAUCUAGUUAUGUUUUUUCUGAAGUUGAAUAGUAGCUAACAUCAGAAUUCAGGACGCACUUUUUAUUCAGUUGCACGAAUUAGAUGGUAUCAGGGCUCAGUGUUAUGUAGAGUUAUGUAUGUUUAUCUAGUUCUUAAUGCUGAUCGAAUUCUAUCAGUUAAGAUACAAUGCGCUAGUAACUAGUCUACAUGACUUGACAUCGUGUGUACUAUGCUGAAAUAGUAAAUGGUAGUCGGAAGUCGCUAGGAUACCUUGAACCUAGGUUUUUUGUUAAUCGACAUGUCAGUAGUGCAUACCUGCCGUCUUCAGAGAACUGAUGUGUUCUCUGUGAGAUUUGUAUUCGUGUCUCCCUGCUUCAUAGUUUGAGAUGUUUCAAAUAAGCUAUUUAGGCCUCCAGAUAGCCAUUUAAAAAUACUUUAGUUACAUAUAUCUUAAUUCUUAAUGAGUAAAUUACAACCUGCACUUUGGAGUUAAGUGCUAAUUCGUUUGAUUGUAUGUUAUCCGUGGAAUACAAUACUACAUUUUAUGACUGUCAUUUUAGAAAUUGAGGAAUAUUUCAACCCAGAAUUUUGGAAUAAUACAAAUAGUAAUAGUAAUGGUGCAAAUCAAUUUCAUUUGCUAAAUGAAUCUAACAGUGAAAAUGUUCUUUGUCCUUUAUGUCGAAUUGGCUAUUUAUCUAUGAAUAGUACAAUUCUCACUUGUUCUUCAUGCAGUUUAAAUCUAGAUACUCAAACUGAUAGUCUCAAUCUUACCACCAUAAAAAAUAGUUUAAUUGAUGCAGAAACAAAGCAUCAAGCUUCCAGUUGUUCCAAUACAUCACUACAUGCUUGGCUUAUUGAUCAAAAUACUAUUAAUUGUCAAUCACUUACACAAAAUGAUGACUCAAAUGUUAAUGACAUGCUUCACAAAUCAUCAGAAAUUGUCCAACUGUUAUGCGUUGGGUGCGACCAAUGUUCAUUCAUGGAAGUUGUUGUUUGAAACAAGUAGAUAAUUAAAGAAAUCGAACUUUUAUUCCCAUUAUUUAUUUAUAUGUUUGUUGAAUGCAAUUAACGACUGAAACUGAAUUACUUCGGACUGAUGAUGUUCUGUUCUUUCUUCCACGUUUUUUAUUAUUGUGGAUCAUCUUUGUAAUGACUGUUAUGGACACAUUUACAAGGUUGAUUCAUUUAUGAUGUGUGAAAAAAUAAGCUUUAUUCUUGAUAAUGAUGUUGUCAAGACUGUCGAUGAUACCUGUAUUCUACAAAAUGUUUACUUUGAAGUAAAUAAAAGGCGAAUCUGAAGAAAUCUUGCAGUGUUUUUUUUUGUUUAAAUCAACAGACAGAUAUUUGUCAUUGAUAUCGGAAGAUGGUCG